This is a messenger RNA of Cydia fagiglandana, 420 nucleotides long. RefSeq lists its product as uncharacterized. The transcript is spliced from 4 exons. The record is from RefSeq and is a predicted model, not a curated record. NCBI's taxonomy places the organism in Eukaryota, Metazoa, Arthropoda, Insecta, Lepidoptera, Tortricidae. The coding region runs from base 1 to 393 and encodes 130 amino acids.
AUGUUUAAAAUAACGGCUAUAGUGUCCUUGAUGCUUAUUGCUACGUGGUCACACGCGGACUCUAGGAGGUACAAAAAGGAGGCCACAUCUUCCUCAGGCAGCACGGUGUGGGGCACUUUCUCUUGCGACUCUUGCGGCAACGAAUGCGUGAAGGCGUGCGGCACCAAACACUUUAGAGCUUGCUGCUUCAAUUAUCUGAGGAAGAAGCGGGGACCUGAGCAUAUUAAGUUCUGGACCCCAAACGCAAUGGAAGUAAAAAUGGAGUCGCCCUACAAGACCAAACUACCAAUCAUAGCCGUCGAAACGGUGCCUGACUUCUUCGGAGAGCUGUCCAAGGAUUUUGAACCUAACCCCUUCGAAGAUAUGGUUGAUAAUAGGAUGUAUGAGGUUUAAGAUGUUUUGAUUAGGCUGCAAUACUCU